Messenger RNA from Panthera uncia (snow leopard), 1120 nucleotides. RefSeq lists its product as uncharacterized. Bases 380 to 1120 code for a protein of 246 amino acids. Lineage: Eukaryota; Metazoa; Chordata; Mammalia; Carnivora; Felidae. The transcript has a single exon. The record is from RefSeq and is a predicted model, not a curated record.
AUCCCCAAGACCCCCGAGGGACCCCCGACCCGGAGAGCCUGACUGGCCAUGGUUAGUGUCUGUCUGUUUGUUCUGUCUUUUCUGUGUGAGCUCAUUUCUGGAAUUCUGGUAGUUCCCGACGCGGUCUAAGUGGACGCACUGGAGGACCACGGGCCGGGAGUUUCGGAAGACGUUCCGAUCCUCCCUUCUGGAGGGACGUGGAAUCCCCUCAUCUGUUUUGGAGGGACGUGGAAUCCCCUCAAAGGUCUGAGAUGAGGUGGGUCACUCCCACUGGUCGGCGUGAGGCCGUCGUCUUUGGAGGGACGUGGAAUCCCCUCAUCGGUUUUGGAGGGACGUGGAAUCCCCUUAAAGGUCUAGGCUAGCUUUCAGUUUUGCUUCCAUGGAGUUGGAAGACUUUCUAGGGGCCCUCUGUUUGUCUGUUUUUGUGUUUCUCUGUUUUGUUCUGUGGACUUACUGGACGGACGUUAUGGGACAGACUCAGACUACUCCUCUAAGUAUUAUGAUUGAUCACUUUAAGGAUGUGAGGGGAAGAGCUAACAACCUCAGUGUGGAAGUCCGAAAGGGUCGGUGGCAGUUUUUUUGUUCUAGCGAGUGGCCAACUUUCAAUGUCAGAUGGCCACCAGAGGGGACCUUCGACCUCCCUACCAUCCACCUAGUCAGGAGUAUCAUCUCUCGGCCUAAGAUGGGCCAUCUUGAUCAGCUCCCUUACAUUAUCACUUGGCAGGACCUUGUAGAAGACCCACCCUCUUGGCUUAAGCCCUUCCUAGCCCUGCUCCCUCCAGAGCCAAAACCCAUUCUUGCUUUGCAGGGGACAAAGAAGAAAAGUCUUACCCAGCCUUCAGCACCCCUCUACCCUGCCCUACAGGGGGGUACUGAAGAAGAAUUAAUUUUUCCUCCCCCGUAUAACCCCUCUAGGAUGCCGGAAGAACACCAUCCUCCCCCUCCGGGGGAGGCAGACGCAGUUCCGAGAGCGGGAGGCGGAAACGCUCCAGUGGGAAGCCCGCCCUUUACCAGACAAAGGGCUCAGAGGGAGCAAUCCGCCUCUGCCGCCUACUCCACUACUCUGCCCCUGAGAGCCACCAGACCCCCAGACGCGGAGGGGAAUCAGCCCCAUCACUAA